UAUAUUGCAACCUGUCCAGCAAACUGAACAGGCUAAAUCUGUGCUCUUCACUCUUUGCUUGAGAACACACUAAAGAAGAGACAGGAAGAUGAAAACAGCACUCACAUUCAUUUUUCUUUUGGGUUUGAGCAGUGCAUUUUAUAUAAAUCGUUUCCAGAGAAAGUGGAAAGGUGAUGACUCUGACGAGAAAGGGGCACUAAGGAAUAGAUAUGGCAACUACUUUUUCAGACGUGUAUACUUCCAGUCACCACCAAAAUACAUAACUCAUGCCAGAGGCAGUGAUUCUUCUGAGGAAAAUGAAGACAGUUCCGAUGAGCAGGAGGAGUCAGUGAGUGUUGGUAAAAAUGGAAAUAAUGCUGCAUCAGAGGAAGCAGGAGCCGAGGAACCAGAAGGGAACGGGGCUGAGGAAGAGGCUGAUUCUGAAGGCGCAGAGGAAGAGAAUGGAGGCACAUCAGCUCCAGAGGUUGAAGACAGCACUGCAAGCCAGAAUGAGACAGACACUGAUAAUGGAGAGCAGUCGAGCACGGCCAGUGAGAGCAGCACUGAAGUGCAGCCUACAGAAGCUGGCACCAUUCAAUCUGCCACCAAACAGCCUGAGAGCAAUGCAGGUGUGCCCACCGGGAUCCCUAAUAAUGACUAUGAUAACGUAGGCACUGAAGAAGGUAGCAAUGGAGGUGUUGCAAGCACUGCUGCUGUAUAUGAGUCAGAAAUGAAAGGAUACCAUUAUGAUAAUGGUUAUUAUGACCAUGAAAAUGAAGUUGAUCCUAGAAGAGUACGAGGUGACACUUACGCAAGAUAUGAAGAUGAAUAUCAUUAUAGAAACCAAGUAUAUGAUGCCUAUGGUCAGCCAUACCAUUACUAUCAAUAGGCCCGUACCUCCCAACAUUUGUGACUUAUAUUCAAGACUUUUAGCGAGAAAGUGGCAUGGUCACACACUAUACAUAGGCAUGGCCAUGUCACUUUGGGUGUGUGCCCAGUGCUUCAGAAGCAUUGAGCCACACCCGCUUCCUUCACCUACUCAAAAACCACCCGAUCAAUGUCACCUGCACAUGUUGCUGCAUAAAGGUGUAUCAUCUAGUGGCAUAUAUCUCCCAACCGUCCUCAUAUAUGGACAGAAGUCUUUAUACACAGAAAGGUGGGACAAUAUUAUCUAACUGAGACUCUCACCUAAGUUGAGAUAUUGGGAAGAUAUGUAGACACAAACCAAGUUAAAAACGUUUGCAUCAAGUUCUCUUUUACCAGAUAUUGUUUUGUUUUUAUUAUUGUUUGACACUACAUGCUUCUAUUAUUAAAAUCAGUAUAGAAGUAGCAUUUCCGGAAGAUUAAAAAGUCUGACUAUCUAACACAAAUGUUCUGUUUAAUGUAUGGAUAAUCAUUAAUGGGUUUUGACUUUUGACUAUUCUGACUGUCCAGCUCAGGUAUCCUACCUUACUUGCUUUAAAGACAACAGGUUCCUCUAGCACUGGUAGAGCGCAUCAAAUUAUGUCAGCAUUGUACAUGGCUUUAUAUACCCACUCUCACUAUAUUGUCUAAAUUAAAGUGGAGGGGGUAAGGGGUUCACAUAGAUGUGCAUAGCAACUUUUUUUCUUAAUUAAUAGAAACAUACAGAUGUAUACAGAUACAGAAGAUCUUAGCAUGUGAGGUCAAUUAUUUUCUCUACACCAGAAAUAGCUGUACAGUACUGUAUAUGGUCAGAUAAAUAAACGCUGCAGUUUUGUCAACUACAGUAUGUUCAUGUUAUUUAAGCACUAUAUGAAUUACUAUACUUACAUUCCUUAUGUUAAGUGUAUUAAAUGAAAUAAAUUUUAAAUAAACUAUUUGCUGUA
Molecule: messenger RNA, 1826 nt
Organism: Pseudophryne corroboree (corroboree frog)
Lineage: Eukaryota; Metazoa; Chordata; Amphibia; Anura; Myobatrachidae
Gene: IBSP
Product: integrin binding sialoprotein
Exons: 7
Coding region: 89-868 (259 amino acids)
Biological process (GO): ossification; bone mineralization; extracellular matrix organization
Cellular component (GO): extracellular region
Source: RefSeq, a predicted model, not a curated record